UCCGGGCUAACUUCAGCUAACUUUAGCUAGGCUGACUGUGUUUUCCUCUGGUUUACCUCUGUCUCCGUGGCGCUUUGAGUCCUUCAGCUCGGAUGUGUUUAGGUGUGUAGUGACUAAAACAUUAAACAUGUCCUGUCUGCUCUCUGUGGUCGUGUUCACGCUGCUCGGAGCGGAAGUUUGGAGUAAAACGGUUACCGGACAGUUCAGGAGCGGAGCGGCGCGAGAGCACGGAGGACAGUUCAUCUCCUCAUUCAUGUUUACAGGGGACAACAGCCUGUUGGUGUGUCGGCUAGAGGACUCGGCUCUGGCUGCAGAGAAAGAAUCCAGACUCCUGCUGUACCCGAUCUUGGAUUUGGACUCGGACGACCUGAGCUGCUCUGAGAGGCUGUCUCGAGCUCAGUUCAGCAUCCUCCUCCAUCAGGACGAACACAACCUCACCCUUCCCCGUCAGGCCUCCCCCACCACCUGGAGGGCUCUGUACGCUGACAGGUACACCUGCCAGGUGAGCUCAGAGAUACCUGCUCUUUCUGACCUCACCUUCACCAUCUUGAUGUUCAACCCUGACUCUGCGGGGAACCCUCUUGACCACUUCAGUGCCCAGGAGGCAGGUCUUGUCAGCUUUUACUUCUUGCUGCUGUUGGCGUACUUUGUCUCCGGCUGUAUCUACUUUCAGCCUCUGUUUCAGGCUGUGAGGAAAGGCGGGCCCAUGCACACUGUCCUCAUAGUGCUGACUAUCGUCCUUUCCCUACAUGGGUGCUCUGCCAUCUGCAACUACAUCCACCUGGCCAGGUACUCUAGAGAUGGUGUCGGUAUUCCUGUGAUGGGCGGCCUGGCAGAGUGCUGGGACAUGGCGUCUCAGGUGUCCAUGCUCUACCUUUUGCUCAGUCUGUGUCUGGGCUGGACGCUGGGUCGUGGCAGGAAGCCUCAGUCCAGACCGCUGCAGUGGGAAAGCUCGCCGGUGUCCACAGCCGCUGCUGUGGGAGGAGUCAUCACACAGGGUGUGUUGUUGCUAUGGCAACAGUUCUCCGACUCUCACAGUGAUCAUCACAGUUUCCACUCGGAGCGGAGUUUGGCCUUCCUGUUGCUCAUCGCUCUCAGACUGAUCGUCACUCUGCUGCUCGCCUCUGUCCUCUACCAGAUCACGUCCACGGAGAGGAGCACGCUCAGAAGAGACUUCUACCUGAGCUUCACUAAGGGCUGCUUCUUGUGGUUCCUCUGUCAGCCUGUCCUUGUCCUCGCAUCGGCCAUCUUUGAUGAACACCAGAGAGAGAAGGUUGUGACUAUAGGUGUGGUCCUGUGUCAGUCUAUCUCCAUGGUGAUCCUCUAUCAGCUGUUUCUGUCUCGCUCACUCUACUGGGAGGUGUCCUCUCUCUCCUCUGUGUCUCUGCCCCUCACCAUGUCCAACCACAGGGGGCGCUACUGAGCUCUCAUCACCAUGUCCAACCUCAGGGGGCGCUACUGAGCUCUCAUCACCAUGUCCAACGUGCUACUGAGCUCAUCACCAUGUCCAACCACAGGGGGCGCUACUGAGCUCAUCUUUAACUCUCUGAUGGUCAGAGCAUGACUCAGGUCUUUAAAGGAGGAUCCCCUCCUCAGGGUCUGUUGAGAACCAGGAACCAAAGGGACUGAUUUCUGUUGGCUGACUGGUUUGGAAACCUGACCAUAGACGAUGGAGAUGUCUGUGACUCUGUGAUGAGACGGACCAGACAGACUGACCAGACAGGCGCCGUCUCUGUGAGGUGUUGAAUGUCAACAAUAAAACUGUUUCAAAUGUGA
This is a messenger RNA of Labrus bergylta (ballan wrasse), 1776 nucleotides long. RefSeq names its product G protein-coupled receptor 180 (gene gpr180). The record is from RefSeq and is a predicted model, not a curated record. NCBI's taxonomy places the organism in Eukaryota, Metazoa, Chordata, Actinopteri, Labriformes, Labridae. Gene Ontology annotation, biological process: G protein-coupled receptor signaling pathway; response to pheromone.